Messenger RNA from Ectocarpus siliculosus, 1731 nucleotides. Lineage: Eukaryota; Phaeophyceae; Ectocarpales; Ectocarpaceae. The record is from the annotation of a GenBank genome assembly.
AUGGCGGCACCCCGGGCGAGGCCGCCGCGGAGACGCGGCGGCGGCUCGAGCAACUCCGUGAGCACCACAAGCCGCGUGGUGAUGGCCUUGAUCGCUUUCCUGUCGACCGUCUACCUCUACUUGUCCCACGUCGAGGUUACACGCCACGAGAUCUCGAGGCCCAACCCUUACCCACGCCUGGGGCAGAGCUUCGAAACCGACGGUAACUACGACGAUGAAGACCCGAGGCAGCACGAGCCGGAAGUGUUGCGCCAAGCGAACCACCCCGCGGAGGGUCCAAUGGACUACAUCCCGCUGCAGUGCGACGGGGGGAAGCCGGCCGUGGACUUGUCAUACUGGAAGGACAUUCCGCUGGACAAGGCGUACGAGAGUCCGUGGGGGGCCAGCGCCCGUAAGGCGCAGGAGGAGGGGAGGCCGCAGUACGUCACCUUUGAGCCCGACCACGGGGGAUUCAACAACAUCAGAAUGGCCAUGGAGGUGAUGCUGGUCUUCGCUAGAGAAACGGGGCGCACGCUGGUCAUGCCAGCGGCGCAGAAGUUCUACCUGCUGAACAGGCCCGCGGUGGAAUUCGCGGACAUGUUCCCCAUCGAGUACCUCUCGGACUACAUGGACGUCAUCACCAUGGAGGAAUUCUUGAAGAAGGAGGGGCUCACGGGCCGACUGGGAAAGGUACCCCCUGGAAACAAAAGCUCAGGGCACAGCAAGGAGGCCGUGCAAGACUACCUGCGGGAGGUUGCCGACGUCGUUCCGCACUGGCACCACAUGGACGAGGCUUUGAUAUUCGGUCCUUCUCCGGAAGUCCCCAAGGUCCCCGAUGACGAGGAGUCUCAGGCGUGGCUGCAGGAGUUCCUCACCGACAAGCGGCGACAGCUGGACUACGGCGAGGAUAUGCAGCGGGCUCGGCACAUUCACUUCCGGACAUCGCCCGGACAGGGCCGCGAGGAGUACAGGCUCUUCACCCACUUCUACACCUUCGUGGGCUUCAGCGACCCCGUCGCGGCCCGACACCACCGCCGCCUCGUCCGAGACCUCGUCCACUUCCGAGAGUCCCUCUUCUGCGCGGCGGCGACGAUAGUCGGGAGGCUCCGCGCCGCCGGCGGGGGGGACCCCGGGAAUUGGUCCGGAUACUACGGGGAGUGGGGGGGCCUCGGGGAGAGAGAAGGGUGGGUGGGUGGGGGGGAGGUGGCUGGGGUUGGGGGGGGGAGCUACGCGGACGAGGGCGGGGGAGGGGUACGGAAGAGGGCCGGCUUCAGCACGUUCCACAUCCGACGAGGGGACUUCCAGUACGUUAGGAUGAAACCGCCGGCGGAGACGAUCGCUGGGGCGACGAAGGACCUCAUACAGCCGGGGGAGGUGCUGUUCAUCGCCACGGACGAGCGGAAGAAGGAGUUCUUCGACGUCUUUACGCACGAACACCGGGUGUUCUACUUGGACGACUUCCAGGACGUCCUCGAGGGCAUCGACCCGUCCUACUACCUCAUGAUCGACACCAUCGUGGCAUCGCAGGGGAGGACGUUCAUUGGGACGUGGCGAAGCACCUUCACAGGGUACAUCACGAGACUCAGGGGCUACUACCGCUUCCCGACGGAGUUCUCGUGGUACUUCUGGGACGAGAGCGUCAAGGACUACAUCCCCAAAUCGCUCGUUGAGGAUGCUGUUCCGCGAUCACCGUUCUUCAUGAGGGAGUGGCCCGUGGCGUGGGAGGACCUCGACCAGGAUGUGUGGGCAUAG